Molecule: messenger RNA, 3624 nt
Organism: Penaeus vannamei (Pacific white shrimp)
Lineage: Eukaryota; Metazoa; Arthropoda; Malacostraca; Decapoda; Penaeidae
Source: RefSeq, a predicted model, not a curated record
AUGGCAGAUCUUAACUUUGAUGUUUUAAAAGCUCAGGCUGAGGAACUAGGCCUUAAAGGAAAUGAUAUUGCUCAUUUACCAGUUUUUAAAGAUGGAGAAGACAUCACUUCAUACUUAAUUAGAUUUGAGCGCAUUGCUAACUUGUUAAAUUUUAAAGAAGAAACUUAUGCUAUCAGAUUGGGAAGUUUGUUAACAGGAAAGGCUGUUGAUAUAUACACCUCACUGCCUCCAGAAACAACAGCCGAUUACCAGUUAUUAAAGAAAGCUCUCUUAAGGGAUCUGCGUGUUUUUGUAAAGGAGCAUAACGUCUCCUCCUUAGCUGAUGCGGUAAGCCUGUCAGAUAAUUGGUCAUCUGCUCAUAGUGCUUACCCCAGGUCAUAUCAAUCAUCUGAACAAGCGUACAAGCAAUAUCACCCAAUUCCAACUCACAAAGUCGGAUUUUGUCUAAGUGACAGGGAAAAUUCAAAGUUCAUGACAGCUGGUACAGUGAAUGGGGCUUGGGUAUCCACAGUUCUCAGAGAUACGGGGUGCACAUGUGUUAUUGUAUCUCACAAGGUGUUACCAGAUGUUGAUCUCUCUAGGGCUGAUCUGGUGGGGAUCGAAGAUUAUUUAGGCCGGGUGGAUUACUUCCCCAAAACUAAAUGCUACCUGAAUUGUCCCUAUUUUAAAGGUUGGAUUGAUGUGGUGCGAGCACCAAUUAAAUUCUGUAGCGUCCUGAUUGGAAAUGUACCAGGGGUAUAUAGUCCCAAAUUAUCUCCAGAUUCUGAAGUAACUGAACGUUCAAAUGUCCCUCUUGAUAUUCCUGUGCCAUUCAGACUAGAUCCUCCAAAGCAGAAAUGUCAUUCUCUCACUAAAUUUUGGGAAAAAGUAAAGUCUGAAGAACAUGAUAAGAUGCGUGAUGGUACGGUGUUUAAGUUUGAGCAAAUAAAUGGUUUGCUGUACCGUACAUGUGUUGCUUCAAAGCACUGUGAAAGAGUUGGUAAAUCUUCUCUGGUAGUACCCAGUAAAUGUAGAGCCAUCAUUCUCGCAGUAGGUCAUGAGAGCCCCUUAGCCGGUCAUUUCUCCCAUCGGAAAUCAGAAAUGCGUAUUAGGGACCAUUUCUAUUGGCCAAACAUGGGAGCUGAAAUCCGAGACUUUUGUAAGUCUUGCGACAAGUGUCAAAGGAUGUCAAGUAGAGGUAGGGUAAGACCAGUGCCAUUAAAACCCAUGCCCAUUUUAACGGAGCCUUUCUCUCGUGUCUCCAUAGACUUGGUAGGACCGAUUUCUCCUCCAUCUUCUGAGGGUCACCGUUAUAUUUUAACUUUGAUAGAUUUUGCGACUGGGUUUCCAGAAGCAUUGCCUCUCAAAGAGAUAGAUUCAAUAUCUGUAGCUGAAGCCCUUAUGGUGAUCUUUUCAAGGGUCGGUAUUCCUCGGGAAAUUUUGUCUGAUCGAGGAAGGCAAUUUGUUUCUCAACUAAUGGGCGAACUGCAUAAAUUAUUGGGUGUAAAGCCACUUUUUACAACUCCCUAUCAUCCUAGUGGGAAUGGAAGGGUGGAAAGGUUUCAUGCAACACUAAAAGCCUCCUUAAGGAAAUUGUGUAGUGACAAACCACGAGAAUGGCACCGUUAUCUUGUCCCCACAUUAUUCGCUAUGCGAGAGAUUCCUAGCGAUCGAACUGGGUUUUCUGCUUUUGAGCUACUUUAUGGACGGACAGUCCGGGGACCUCUUUCAGUCUUAAGGGACUUGUGGGAAGACACAACCAUGAGAGAUGAUGUUAGAUCUUCCUUUCAAUAUGUGAUUGAAUUGAAAGACAAGCUGGAGGAGUGUGCUAAAAUUGCAGCUCAAAAUGCUGAGAUUAGUUCCUCUAAAUUCAAAUCUUAUUUUGACUUGAAAUCUCAGGAUAGGAAGUUUAGUCCAGGUGAGGAAGUUCUUGUGCUCCUCCCUGAUAAUCAAAACAAGUUGCUCAUGUCUUGGAGUGGCCCUUAUACUGUUCUGGAAUGUCGAAAUAAGGUGAAUUAUCUUAUCGAUGAAGGUGGAAAACAGAAGUUGCUUCAUGCUAACCUUCUUAAGAAGUAUCAUAGGAGAGCAACAAGUUCCCAACCUAAUGUUAUGGACGAGGAAAGUAAGAUAGAUGCUGAAAUGAACCCACAAAUAGUCCAGAAUUGUAUUCUUGAAGAUACUGAAUUGAGCGAUAGCAAUUUUCCUCUAACUUCUGAUGGAGAAGAGCCCAUCUUGCCUGAGAGUGAUCAACCUGAGAUUUGUUCUGACCUUUCAGCAGAACAGAAAUCUGAUAUUGAUUCAGUAAUUGCAGAGUUUGUAGAUGUAUUUUCAUUAACUCCAGGUUGCACAAACACCCUUGAACAUGAUAUUGAAGUUAACACCACAGAGCGUAUAAAGUCUAAGGUUUAUCCCAUUCCUAUACAUCUAAAGCCUCACUUCGAAGAUGAAGUUGACCAAUUGCUUGAACAAGGGAUUAUACAGCUAUCAUCAUCUCCCCAUUCAUCUCCUGUAGUCAUGGUAAAAAAGUCUGAUGGUAGCUAUCGUAUGGCCAUAGAUUAUCGAGCUGUUAACUCCGUAACUAAUUUUCAUGCUGAACCAGCUUGCACUAUGGAGGAAGACUUGUACAAGUUUUCAGGAUGUAAUUACUUCUCUGAAUUAGAUCUUACGAAGGCUUACUAUCAAGUUAAACUUUCUGAGAAGGCCAGACCUUUAACAGCAUUUCCUUCACACAAGGGUCUUAUGGAGUUUUGUCGUAUGCCUUUCGGAUUGGUAAAUGCUUGUGCCACUUAUAUCCGCCUUAUGCGCAUUGUUUUGGCUGGUUUAAAGAAUGUUUCCUUCUAUUUUGACAAUAUUUUCAUCCAUACUAAAACAUGGGAUGAACAUAAAGAUGCAAUUGUUUCAGUGUUAAAGAGAUUACGUGAACAUAACCUCACUGCAAAGCCAUCAAAAUGCAGAUUUGGCUUUAAGUCUAUUGAGUACUUGGGUUUUAUUCUUGAUGGAAACUACUUGCAUCCUAAACUCGAUAAAAUAGAAGCUAUACUUAAUCUACCUCCUCCUUGCACAAAGAAGACCUUAAGAUCUUUCCUUGGUUUGAUUUCAUUCUAUAGAAUGUUUAUUCCACAAGCAGCUUCACUGACAAGCUCUUUAUCUGAUUUGUUGCGUAAAAAUGUCAGGGAACCACUGAAAUGGACGGACGAAUUGACUAAGGUAUUUGAACAGUUAAAAGCUGCACUAGCUUCAAAACCCGUAUUAAAGUUACCUGAUGCUUCCCAUCCUUUUGUCUUACGUACAGAUUCAUCAGAUGUUGGGCUUGGAGCUGUUCUUCUACAGUACGUCGAUGGUCAUCCAUUUCCUGUGGCGUACGCUAGUCGGAAACUAUUAGAUAGAGAGAAGAGGUACUCGACUAUUGAGAAAGAAGGCUUGGCUAUAAUGUUCGGUAUCCACCGAUUUAGAUAUUACCUAAUGGGUCAAGAAUUUAUCCUGGAAGUGGAUCACAAGCCAUUAAUUUAUAUCAAUAAAUUCAAGGGGUCGAAUAACAGACUUUUACGGUGGUCGUUAAGCUUGCAACCUUAUCGCUUCCGUUUGGUUCACGUUGCAGGGCGUGAUAAUCUUGGAGCGGAUCUCCUUAGUCGUUCCGGAAAUUAA